Messenger RNA from Dibothriocephalus latus, 2877 nucleotides. NCBI's taxonomy places the organism in Eukaryota, Metazoa, Platyhelminthes, Cestoda, Diphyllobothriidea, Diphyllobothriidae. The record is from the annotation of a GenBank genome assembly.
AUGUCAGUCUCAGCCUACUGCUCGUUCUCAACUGACUACAGAAUCCUAAAUAAAGUUACUGCGGAAAAUUUUACCAGUUUGUCUCAGCAUAUUCUAAAUAUAAAUGUUGAAUCGCCUGAGGCCCUUGAUCUCAUUGUUCAACUGAUCUUUCAGAAAGCUGCCAAUGAACCGACUUUUACUUCACUUUACGCCGACUUUUGCCUGAUUUUGUCUGAAAAGGCACAACGUUGCGAAGAUGAAUUUACCAAGAGGGAUAAAAUUGACCCUUCGGACAGCAGUGCCAGAAGACGUUAUCUCGGAGGAGUGCGCUUUAUUGCAGAGCUUGGGCGCAAUGGCACAGUACCCGAAAAAGUCCUUCACGACUGUGUCAAGAUUUUGUUGUCCCGAAAGUCAAAAAUCAAACAACCUUCAGAACCCCAUGAUCCGUCAUCACAGUCUGCAGUGGGAUCUGAUGUCAGUAAAGGACAUUCGUUGGAAAGCGAUCGGUUGUCUCUGGACAUGGAAUGCUUGUGCCAAUUCCUGAAAGUUGUUGGCCAGCACAUGGACACAGAAAAGGCUCGUUAUUUGAUGGACCAGUACUUUGAGCGGAUGCGCUGCAUACUGGAGCGCGGGACGCCGGGUCAACAAAAUCGGCUGGGCGAUAUAAAGGCUGUGGAAACUUCAUCUCGUCCCUCGACUAAGGGGAAAUCUGCGGGAAACAAAUUUCUUCCUCUAGAUACGCGGAUUCGUUUCAUGAUGAAGGAUGUCAUAGAGCUCCGCCAAAACCUUUGGGUUCCGCGUUACACCGGACAGCAAACCGAGUCCACCAAACCCAAAUUUCUUUCUGAAAUUCGGAGGGAACUGGAAGCGAAAACGGGAACUGCCCUAGAGCCAUCACGCAGUGAGCGGUCUCCAGCCCACCGAGACGUGCCAGGUAGUGGUUAUCACCCUUCGGAUGGUAGUUCACCUCCUUUCGGCCUUACUGGACUCGCCUCGUCCAGAUCCAGCGAACUCUGGGGAACGAGUGCUGAGUCAGACUGGAUGAAGCUCAACCAACUGAGCAAAGCUCUGUGUUCUCAACGCAAAGAAUUAGAUUUGUUCGGCAGCUCGCCUCCCAACAACGGAAACUACGCCUAUUCAAAGGAGCGUUCGCGACAAUCUUUUAACAGCCGAAAUUCGAGGGCCGUUACUCCGAUCACCGGCACCGCUUCCCUUCUCUCGAACAAUUCCGGAGCUGUAGGCGGUAGUAGUAGUAGUUUUCGACGUGACAACGGUGAUGACUACCGAAAGGUAAUAAAUGGCGGAACCGGCGGUGCACGAGCUUUCAACGCCAGUCGAAUGAGUGAGGCGUUUGCUCGAUUCACUGGGCGUGAUUUUGAAACGGUCAGCAACGGCAGUAGUGCAAGCAGUGGUAGCAAUGGUGUUUGGACUCGUGGAAUCGUUCUCCGUGGCAAUUCCAACAAUCAAAUGACAGGCGACAGUGCCAUGCUGCCACGUUUUCAGCGACGGACUACCGGAGACCAGGUUCAUAAGCCGGAGCAAACGGGUGUGCCCGGCAUAUCUAGUUCGGGCUACUUUGAGGUGGGACAUUUGCCUGACUAUCUUUCCCCAAAGGCCGUAAGCGGUUCUCACAAAUCACCCAUUGACUCUUUUACCAAUUCCCUAAUGGGUCAGGGUGCCAGUUCAGGCUCAGAGGGCAGCAGCCCCUUGUACUUAGACCAAAAGGGCAAAUUCUCGGCCUGCCUUCUGGUCUCCGUCCUUUCCGAGAUACGCAACUCGAGCAGCGACCUCGGGACAACAGCUUCUGCCUCCGGGCUGAGCACUCGUCAGCUUGCAGACGAAGCCAAGCCCUCCCAGGCGUCUCUGCCGACCUCUCUGAACUCUGCCUGGCUGAAGGUCGUCCAGAGCCUGUCUUCGACUUCCAUCAAAACAUCUCUGGCCUUUUUUCAACUCUCGCAGAUGCUGGAGUCUGAUGCUAUGCCCGGGUCCUUCCUAUCCGCGUCCUACGUGGAAGAUGGCGAUUUUAUUCCGGUCUGCGGCGAGGGUCCGCUUUGUGAUGUCUUCAAGUAUUCCAAAGAGGAACGCAAGCGCUUUCUGACCGAACACUUCAAAAACAGCAAGAUUGACAUGGGAAAGAUGUUACCAGGCAGGACAUUCGAGGUGACCCCAAUUCUUGGCAGCCAGGCGCCGGAUCGCAUGCUUGCUGUACUGGAGGAACGUUCGUUGACGUUUCUGGUGCCUGGUCUCCAAGUGGCCGAGGAAUUGUCUCGUCUCCUCUUGUCAAAUCUUGACACGACUGUAGAUCGACCGGCCGAUGAAAAUGCCUCGCCUUUACAACCUCCAGCCCUCUCACCACAAUUUGCUGUCCGACUGGAAGCGUACAUCGAGGAAACAGAGGGCAACGUCACAGCGGACUUUGUACACAGCCUCAUGGCCACCGUAUUCGAGCGCAUUCUGCGACUCGGCGUUGGGAUAUUGGGUUUCCUUCUUCGUUGCUUCGUAAAUAUGUAUUACAUGGAUCUGGUUGACGAGGCCACUUUCUUAACGUGGAAGGAAGAAGUGGAUCAAAAUUACCCUGCUAAGGGUCAAGCCCUCUUCGAGGUAAUUCGGUGGUUAUUGUGGUUGGAAACGGCGGAAGAAGAGGAAGAGAACGAGGAAGCGGUGGACAAUGCUGAGUCAAGCGACCAGUCGAAGGAGAGGGAUGUGGAGUCCCCGCAACAGAAUGAGUCUACUAUGCCCAACGAAACAUCCACAAACCAAGGCAGCGUCAUGUUCCAACGUAUGGUGUCCGAUUUAAUAUUGCCCUUUCAAGUCUCCAUCGUCGCUAUUCGAGUUCGCGACCCAGCAGCUGCAUCAACCCAUGGACAAGAAGUGCAGAUGACUAAAAAGCGUCUUUGA